Messenger RNA from Setaria italica (foxtail millet), 1213 nucleotides. RefSeq names its product peroxisomal 2,4-dienoyl-CoA reductase. Gene Ontology annotation, biological process: fatty acid catabolic process. Gene Ontology annotation, molecular function: 2,4-dienoyl-CoA reductase (NADPH) activity. Bases 88 to 981 code for a protein of 297 amino acids. The record is from RefSeq and is a predicted model, not a curated record. Lineage: Eukaryota; Viridiplantae; Streptophyta; Magnoliopsida; Poales; Poaceae. The transcript has 5 exons.
CCAGUGCCAAGUGCUCCUUGGGUCCUUCCUACCAGGCCACCACACCGUCCUCCCCAUCCGCGUCGCGGGCAAAGACCCGGGCGCGAGAUGGAGUCGCCGUUCCGGCCGGACGUGCUGAGGGGCAAGGCGGCGUUGGUCACGGGCGGGGGCUCCGGCAUCGGCUUCGAGGUCGCCGCCCAGCUCGCGCGCCACGGCGCACAGGUCGCCCUCAUGGGCCGCCGCCGCGAGGUCCUCGACAAGGCCGUCGCCGCGCUCCGGUCCGAGGGCCUCAGGGCUGUUGGUUUCGAUGGAGAUGUCCGCAAGCAGGAAGAUGCUGCCAGAGUGCUUGCGGCAACAGUUGAGCACUUCGGCAAGCUGGACAUUCUUGUCAACGGUGCAGCGGGCAACUUCCUUGCUUCCCCGGAGGAUUUGAAGCCCAAGGGAUUCCGAACCGUUCUUGACAUUGACACUGUGGGUACAUACACAAUGUGUUAUGAAGCCAUGAAGUAUCUCAAAAAGGGCGGACCAGGGAGAGGGCCAUCCUCUGGUGGUCUCAUCAUUAACAUAAGUGCCACACUGCACUACACUGCAGCUUGGUACCAAAUUCAUGUCUCUGCUGCUAAGGCAGGUGUGGAUAGUAUCACCAGAUCGUUGGCUCUGGAAUGGGGAACAGAUUAUGACAUUAGAGUCAAUGGAAUUGCACCAGGGCCAAUUCAAGACACUCCAGGAAUGAGGAAGCUUGCACCUGAGGAAAUGAGCAAGGGGCGUCGAGAAAUGACACCAUUAUUUAAGCUUGGGGAGAAAUGGGACAUAGCGAUGGCCGCACUCUAUCUGGGUUCUGAUGCAGGAAAAUAUGUCAAUGGGGCUACAAUUGUUGUUGAUGGAGGCCUUUGGUUGAGUCGACCUCGCCAUAUUCCCAAAGAGGAAGUGAAGGCGCUCUCUAAGGUUGUCGAGAGGAAGGUCAGGACCUCUGGUGUUGGCGUGCCAUCCAGCAAAUUAUGAUGGCAUCUUUGUUUAUGUAGCUCUUCGGUGUGUUCUGUGUAGAAUAUGUCCAUAUUGUUGUCACCACUCACCAGUAUUGUUCUCAGUUUGAUUAUGUCAGCUGACCAGAGUCUGUUCAGCUGAGCAAAGUUCAAACAUUUACUGUUGAUGUAUUCCAAAUCGCAUUAGAAAUUGAUGAGAUUGUUAUGGCCUCCCAACCACGAAGUGUUUAUCUCCAAAUGUUUGCAUGCUA